This is a messenger RNA of Capsella rubella, 558 nucleotides long. RefSeq lists its product as uncharacterized. Lineage: Eukaryota; Viridiplantae; Streptophyta; Magnoliopsida; Brassicales; Brassicaceae. Bases 1 to 558 code for a protein of 185 amino acids. The transcript has 2 exons. The record is from RefSeq and is a predicted model, not a curated record.
AUGGAUGAGACCGAAUCCUCAAAAGAGGAAAACAAAAUGGUGGUUCUUGGAGUACUCCUAUGUCUUUGCCUUGCGAUACAAGUCACCAGCGGCGAGGUAGACAACCCUCUGAUAAACAAUUACGCUGACUACGAAUCGAUUCAUCCGAGCGAAUACUACAGUUCCGAUUUCGAACUCAAAGACGGUACCAAUGUGAUCUUCGAAGUUGUCAAUGAAAUGAAAGGUGUCAAGAAACCAAAAGCUGGCUUCCAAUGCACAAGUAGCACGAAACGUUGGACAAGGUCUCUCCCUGGAGACAUUUUCUACGCCAAGUUCUUCUUUUACCGGAUUAAUCCACACGCGACGGUUGUUCAAUAUUGCCAUUUCAGAUCGGUUUUGGGUUACGCGGACGUCUUUAUCGAUGUAAGCCCUGCGCUCGGAGAAAAAUGUCCUGGUUACAAAUGCAUUUUGUCUAUAAGACGUGAAGGUCUCUUAAUGAAAGAUACUAAAGAACUCUUUCAUUGGACUCCAUGGCCGCACCGUCACGUUCAACCUAAGUUGCCUGCGAUCACAAAUUGA